AUGAAACAACGAUUCAAUACUCUCGAUAUCCGUGCAACUGUUGCAAACCUCAAAGAACGAUUAACCGGCCUUCGUCUACAGAACAUUUACGAUGUCAAUCAAAAGACAUUCCUUUUCAAAUUUGCAAAGCCAGACGAUAAAGAGCUUGUGUUAAUUGAGUCAGGCAUUCGCAUUCAUACAACCCAAUUCAGCAGAGACAAGUCCAUCACACCCUCUCCAUUCUGUGCCAGGCUUCGUAAAUACCUUCGUACACGCAGAUGCACCAGUGUACGCCAAUUGGGUGUCGACCGUAUCGUCGAUUUUGAAUUUGGAGGUGGAGACAACAGUAUGGGCUACCACAUUAUUGCCGAGUUUUAUGCUUCCGGUAAUAUCAUUUUGACAGAUCAGGAUUACCGAAUUCUUGCUCUCUUGCGUAUUGUUCAGUCAACAGAAAGUAAAAUGGCAGUUGGAGAAAUCUAUGACAUCAAGUCAGUUGUCCUGCAGGAUUUCAAGCCAGUCGAAAUCGAUCAACUUCAAACUGUAUUGCACAAAGCUGGACCUAAAGACACAUUGAAGAAAAUAUUGAACAUUGGAUUCGAGUAUGGACCUGCCAUGAUUGAACAUAUAAUUCUUGAAGCCAACCUUAAUCCCAAUAUGAAGGUUGCCACUGAAUUUGACAGCUCUGAAGGAUCCCCAAUGAUGAGAUCACUCCAUUCAGCAUUUUUAAAGGGUGCUGAGAUUGUCGAGUCAACUAACAAUGCUGUUCCCAAAGUAAAUCUAAUUAAAUGCUUUUAUGAUGAGUUUCAUCCUUAUCUCUACAAGCAACACGAGUCUAAGAAAUUCAAGGAAUUCCCAACAUUUGAUGGUGCAGUAGAUGAAUUCUUUUCUGCGAUUGAAGCACAAAAACUAGAAUUAAAAGCAAGAAGCCAGGAAGAGGCAGCUCUAAAGAAACUAGAAUCUGUUCGUAAAGAGCAAGAAAGUCGAGUGGAAGGUCUUUUGAACCAACAGACCACAAACACUCGUAAAGCACAGUUAAUUGAACUAAACUUGGCUAUGGUUGAUGCAGCCAUCACAAUUAUCCGUAAUGCAGUAGCAAGUCAAAUGGACUGGCAAGACCUGAAAGAACUUGUAAAGGAUGAGAAGAGACGUGGGAACCCUAUUGCUCAGAUAAUCGAUGGUCUUAAACUGGAUACAAACCAAAUAACACUUUUACUAAGUGACCCUGAUGAACUCGAGUCUGAAAGCGAAUCAGAAAGCGAAUCGGAUAGUGAGUCUGCUGAUGACGAUGACAAGAACGAAAGCGAAGAAAAGAAAGACAAUAUUCCUAAAGUCUUUAAGAUUGAUAUCGAUAUUGGGUUGACUGCAUUUGCUAAUGCUCGCAAGUACUAUGAUCAAAAGAAGAGCACAGCCACAAAACAUGAAAAGACCAUUGCAGCAUCUUCCAAGGCUUUGAAAUCCGCUGAGCGCAAGAUUAGACAUGAUUUAAAGGAAACAAAGAUUACAGCUAGCAUCAAUAAGAUCAGAAAACCAUUUUGGUUCGAAAAGUUUUUGUGGUUCAUCUCUACCGAAGGACAUCUUAUUAUCGCUGGCCGUGAUAUGCAACAGAAUGAAAUGCUAGUCAAGCGUUAUCUUUCCAAAGACGAUGUGUAUGUUCAUGCUGAUCUUCAUGGCGCGGCUUCUGUGAUCGUUAAGAACAAACCCCAGGAAGCCGGACAGCCAAUUCCUCCAAGUACACUUUAUCAAGCAGGAACGAUGUCAGUGUGUCAAAGUAAGGCAUGGGAUGCAAAAAUUGUUACCAGUGCAUACUGGGUCUAUGCAGACCAGGUUUCCAAAUCAGCACCUACUGGCGAAUAUCUAUCCACUGGAAGUUUUAUGAUUCGAGGAAAAAAGAAUUUCUUGCCGCCUGUUCAGCUAGUAUAUGGAUUUGGCUAUCUAUUCAAACUCGAUGAAUCAUCAGUUGGAAACCACGUUAGCGAAAGGCUGCGUCUGGAAGCUGAAAAUGGAGACGAUAACGUAGAUCAUACCUUUUCAGAGACAAAACAACAGCAGGAUAAUAACGAUGAUAACGAUGAUGAGAAGACAGUUUCUAGUAUUAUAGAAGAUGCGAACAAUGAAAAAACAAACUCUCCUAAUGAUAAUGAAUCAAUUUCUGAUGAGGAUUCCGACAGCAGUGACGAUGAAGACGCUUUCCCAGAUACUCAACUUGAAUCUGUCCCUAGUGCUCCUCCACAGUCCAAGACUUGGAAUAAGUACGAUCUUGAAGAUUAUGGAGAAGAUGAAACCGAAGAGAGUCGUUUAGGUUCAACAAAGAAAUCCAUAACUGCAAAAGAACGUCGCCAAUUGAAGAAAGAUAAGCAAGGCGAGGGAAUAAAAGAAAGUUCACCAGCAGCAGCACCUCAGCCAAAACAAAAUGGCAAGAAACCUACAAAGACUACUGCAAAGGAUAUCAAAUCAGCACCCAUACCUCCUUCACGUGGUCGUAAAGGAAAGGCAAAGAAGAUCAAGGAAAAAUACGGUGAUCAGGACGAAGAAGAGCAACGUAUUCGCAUGGAAUUACUAGGAGAGGCCAAGGAAAAGGCUGAGAAAAUUGAGAAGGCCAAGGAAAGAGAAGACAAAAAGAAAAUGCAAGACCAAGCUCGGGCAAAGGAGAAGGAAGAAGAAGAUGAGAAGGCUUCUGUAACUAAAGAUAAUGCCUUUGUCGAUGGUGUGGAUGAAAAGGACAAUGAAGCUAUUCGACAGAUGUUAAAAGAAGAAAACAUCACCAUGUUGGAAGCUGAUGAAGUGGCAAACUUGUCUGUUCUGGACUCCCUUACGCCUAAUCCUUUACCGGAGGACAUUAUUCACUUUGCAAUCCCAGUGUGUGCUCCAUACAAUUCACUACAGAAGUACAAAUACAAAGUGAAGCUGACACCUGGUUCACUUAAACGUGGCAAAGCCAUCAAGCAAGCCCAGAAUGUCUUCUUAACUUCAACGGAUUCCACUCAAAGAGAAAAAGAGCUUAUUAAAAGUGUACCGGACAUGGAAGCAAUUAACACUAUGAUGAGCAAAGUCAAGGUCUCGGCA
This is a messenger RNA of Phycomyces blakesleeanus NRRL 1555(-), 3042 nucleotides long. RefSeq lists its product as hypothetical. Gene Ontology annotation, molecular function: tRNA binding; ribosomal large subunit binding. NCBI's taxonomy places the organism in Eukaryota, Fungi, Mucoromycota, Mucoromycetes, Mucorales, Phycomycetaceae. The transcript is spliced from 19 exons. The annotation marks the transcript as partial. Gene Ontology annotation, cellular component: RQC complex. The record is from RefSeq and is a predicted model, not a curated record. Gene Ontology annotation, biological process: rescue of stalled cytosolic ribosome; ribosome-associated ubiquitin-dependent protein catabolic process.